Messenger RNA from Klebsormidium nitens, 1402 nucleotides. NCBI's taxonomy places the organism in Eukaryota, Viridiplantae, Streptophyta, Klebsormidiophyceae, Klebsormidiales, Klebsormidiaceae. The record is from the annotation of a GenBank genome assembly.
UGGGCUGGGACAAACUUGGUUUUCAGAUCAGCUGCUCUUCAACGUUUGGGCAACCAUGGCGACUUUCUUCCCCCAGAGAGCUGCCUCUUUGCAAUCUCUGCACCACAACGUUUCGGCUCUGAGCCAGCCACUGCAACAAACAGCAGGUUCGUCAACCACAACAGCUGCUUCCCUUUCCUUCCAAACCUGCCACGCCUGCAAGCGAAGCUUUCUGACACCACAAUUUCUUAGUGUGUUUUCAUUAGAUUCUCGGAGAAACAGGACGAAAUUUGGGGUGCCAAAGUUAGCAGGUCAUGGGGCUAGGCGAAAGGAACAUAAUCAAUUGGGAUUGGCUGUUCGUGCACUUCAAAACGAAGGAGAAGCGUUGGAGAAAGUGCGGAGCCAGCUUGAGGAGCAACUCAGCAAAAGCAGUCCGACAGUGGGAGCAGAAGCAGGAAAAGCAGGGUUUGACAAGUGGCCACAGCUGCUCCUCAUUCUGUUUGCAAUCGGCACCGUUUCGGGCCCUCUGCUAGAUGGUAUCCACAGCGUCACGGGGCUCCAGGUCUAUGACGAUGGGGCCAUUGAGUUGGGGAGCGGGAAGUAUCUGCUGAAAACAGACAUCUGGGUUUUUCCCUUGCUCGGAGUUUUCUACGCAGUUGUCGGCGGACUAUACCCCCUCCUAGACGACAUAUUCACACCAAAGGCCCUGGAGAAAACUGAUGCGCCAGACGAAGAGCCUGAUGUGUCGGGAUACGGUGCAGACUGGGGUUUGAAGGGGGAUCCGAAAGCCAAGGAGCUGCCGCCCUGGCUAGAAGUGGCCCCCCCUUUUCAAUUCAUGUUCCUCGCCUUCCUCCUCUCAGGCAGCGCCUUCCUGUACCGCACUGACAUCAGCUAUGACGUCAUCUGGCUGGUCUUGGCGGGUUCCUGCGUCGGCUGCUGGGCCGCCCUGGAUUCCACGUGGUGGGGCUUCCUGCUCGCGGCCGCGUGCGCGGUCGUGGCGCCUGGAGCGGAGCUGGUUCUGAACAAUUUCUUCCAUUUGUGGCACUACCCCCGAGCCGACGUCUUCAUCGCAGGCCAGGGGGUGGUGUCCUGGGUUGCUCUGUGCUACUUCUUCUAUUGCCCUCCGCUAGGCAACCUUGGAAGGUUCUUGAAAGCACACCUUCAAGGUCAGCUUCCUUUGAAAAGAUAGGUCGAAAAGAUACUUAGCAUACCGCUACUCAUUAAGAACCAUUCACAGUAUUGACUUCUUUGCCGCUUUGCAAUCACGUCCUGUGAAAACCUGGAGACGGCCGCUGAAACAGGAUUAGUGGGCACCAACGUUAUGAUUAUUUGGCUGCCGGCAUCGGCAUGAGGAAUCGAAAUUUGUCACCAACGUUGUGCAAACCGCAAGGUUCUUUCAAUGGCACUUUGUUGCGACUGCGCG